Messenger RNA from Schizosaccharomyces japonicus yFS275, 1082 nucleotides. RefSeq names its product translation initiation factor. Gene Ontology annotation, biological process: translational initiation. NCBI's taxonomy places the organism in Eukaryota, Fungi, Ascomycota, Schizosaccharomycetes, Schizosaccharomycetales, Schizosaccharomycetaceae. The record is from RefSeq and is a predicted model, not a curated record. The transcript has a single exon. The coding region runs from base 154 to 801 and encodes 215 amino acids.
CCUUGAUUAGAAGUCAAAUGCCCUAGCCGAUUAGGCCACGAGGGCUCCUUGAAAAGUUAGUUUUUAAACCAUAUAUAUACAUCGAAUUUACUCUGUAAGUAUAUCUUGAAAUGUACAGUACGAAGUGCUUUCACAUUCUUAUAUACAAACUACAUGUUUUUGCACAUUUUCAAGUGUCCGCGCCUAAUUUUUGGUGCUAAACCAAAUUGUACUGCGUUCGACCCAUUUAAGUCGUUGUUUCGGAGGUACAAUUCAAGUAUUUUUGCAGAGCUUCCGUCUGUUCAACAUUUUCGGGUAAAUAAUGAGAUUGGGAGUAUUAAACUGUAUUUGAAAUCCGAAGAUCCCGGUAAAGAGGAAUCUUUAUUACGUUUUAAAGAUGUGAUGAAGAGUAUUGAUCCCAACAAACAUGCUCUUGUGCAGUUCGGUAAAUUGCAUAAUUUGCCCGUUUGUAAAAUUAUCAGUCUCCAGAAACUCCAUGACUUACGCGAGGCUAUUGGAAAACUCCCCUCAAUACCACAGAAAAGUUCCCGACAAAAACAUCUGCUUAUGCUCACCUGGUCUAUUCAGCCGAAUGAUAUGAAAACAAAAGUUAAACAACUCAACAAGCUACUUCGGAGGAGUGAAAUUGCUAGUGUUGUAUUUAGUCAACGAAAAGGCACACAGUCUUUAUCGGAGGAAGCUAAAAAAAACGUCCUCGAAAUGUUUCGCAAUUUGGCCAGUGCGUUUGCCGAAGAAUAUAAACAGCCUAGUAUCUCAAACACCAUUGUUCUUCAUUAUAAACUGAGGCCUGCUAAAAAAUAGCUGUAUCUAAAUUUACUCUUGAUCAUGAAUUUCCACGUAUAUAUCGCGGUUUGAUGGUAACUGUAUGAGUGAACUGAAUUAUUAGAUAUAAUAAGCUACGUGAUUUAGUUGAUGAAGAAUGUCACUUUGAACACGAGGUGCUAUAAGGUCUUUAUUACACUAAGUAUCGGUGAAUUUUGUUUUUGUUUUCUUAGACUCUAUGCUCUUAAGCAGCAAAAUAGUUAAGUGUUUAUUAAUUUAACUCAAGUAUAUAAUAUAAACUUGAUUUAAUCGAGACCCUA